Messenger RNA from Cryphonectria parasitica EP155, 2736 nucleotides. RefSeq lists its product as uncharacterized. NCBI's taxonomy places the organism in Eukaryota, Fungi, Ascomycota, Sordariomycetes, Diaporthales, Cryphonectriaceae. The coding region runs from base 1 to 2736 and encodes 911 amino acids. The transcript is spliced from 3 exons. The record is from RefSeq and is a predicted model, not a curated record.
AUGGCCGAGUACGAGUACCACAGCCCCCAGAAGCUGAUGACACCUGAGGAGUCAUGCAUGGACACAUGGGACGGGGCCGUCAUGAACGAGGUCAUGCAAUAUGCCUACGAGAACAACCUUGUGAUAGACCAUCGCCUGAGCUCCUUCUCUAUCGCCCAUCUCUUCGGACCCCUGAUCCAGGAGACUAUCCCAGAUGCAGGAGAGGACGGCUUCACUGAUCACAGUCACCUUGCUGAGCUGGAGAUCCCAACGCCUUCGCUGUGGGAGAAGCCGUCCACCACGAACGACGCGCUGAGGCUCAUCCACAAUGUUCGACGCUCCCUCACGGAUGAAGAGGUGGAAAAGCUCACUCAGGAAGUGUGCGACUCGGUCAAGGUCGCGGGCCUGAAACUCGAGCUACCUAUCCUCAAGACCGACAACGAAUGGGACAUGAAAGAGUUCGAGAAAGAGAAUGCAGCCCGUCGCGCUGCCGUCUUGGACUCCAUCAAGAACCACAGAUUGCCACUUCAUCCUCAGAACUUGGAGGAUGGCGAAGGCAUGGAGCUGUCAGCGAAGGUCCGAGCGCGGUGCGAUGACCUCGUGAGGACGAUUGAGGGGGAGAGGCUGGCAGUCACCCAAGACAGCGCCAGAUAUCUCAUCAACCAACGCAGACAUGAAUUCACAAGUGAGGACCGGAUGAGGUUCCUGAUCGAGGAGAAUCCGCGCAUGGAGAAGAAGCUCACCCCACCUGUGAGCCCCAAGCUUAGGAACAACUUCCUCACAUCAGAUUUCGAUCCCGGCCCUCUUCCCAUACCACCAGACUCGAGUUCACUGCUUAGCGACAAUUUCCAUGCCAUCGAGGAGGCUAUGCUUGGGGAGCAUCAGGACAGAUGGAGCGACAACACCUCUCCUAUUCGCGAGUUUCUGCAGGACAAGUUCACCGUGACCGACCAGGAGGCGGAGGCGCUUCUGGAUUACCCUCGACAGAACCUCGACGAGUUCAAAAUCGAGAUGCCCCUGUUGAUGGAUGAGGCUCCAGAGCUACCAGGUCCUUCGGGCCCAGGCGCUUUCAAAGACUUUGUCGAGGGAGCAAUGGACCUAGACCGUGGGUCUGAAACGGCAUGGCUUCAGAGCUUCUCAGACGAUUCCCUACAAGAGCAGUUGCAAAAAGCUGCAGGCAAGAUUGAAAAGGCCAUUGAACAAGAAGAGCUGAACGAGGUGGACGCGACCGCCCGUGUUCGAGUUCCCAUCAUGGACUUCUCGCGCCCUGACCCAGAAUGGGCAAGACUUCAUAACGAUGCGAGAGGCAUCUUCCAAUGGAUGCAGGGUGGUAUGGAACAUCUUUUCGAGAUUCGCCGCUGGCCCGUGCACAAAACUGCUGAGAGCAAGCUGAGAUGGAACCCGUUGAAUUCUCAUAAAGCCAAUUUUGCGUUGUUUGAGGAGACUGUGGACGCUGGUGAUCCUCUCGUUCAGGCUUUGCUUCAACUUCCCGAAACAAGCGAAGUUUCCACGAGCCUAGACUUCGUCCAACAGCGAAACCUGCCCAUGGCUUUCAAGGACCAGGAUAUAUAUGAGGAAAUCGAGGUUGAGGCCAAGAGCAAGAGCGCCCCCGAGGACAACCUGAUGGACUUCGUAAGGAAGAGGUCCAUAAACCUCAACGACAGAGGAGAAACAUUCAAGAAGCCUCGAACUUUUGCAGUGCCUUCGUCGCAGCAGAUGUCUAAGAACGAUGGCCCGUCCCUGUUGGCAGGAGACUCUCCAGGGGCCUCUACGAGGCUUCUGGAGAAUUAUAUGGAAAUCCAUGCGCCAGAGAAGAAGCCAUGGACAUACAUGUCCAAGAAAGUCCCAAGACCCAAUGGCGAUAGGGGUGACCAAUCGGACAGUUCCGCGAACAAACCAGCAACGAAGCAAAACACACCCUGUCCAUCGCUCCAGCUCCCAGGAACUCCAUUGGCGGCCUUUAUCUCUGUCAAGAUUCCUGCACGUCUGCUCUGGGCGAUCGAAGGACUCAUUCCGGACCUGACUCUGAUCGAGAGGGAUUAUGAUGGCCACAAUACCUCUGUCUGGCGGCAGGGUUCCGUUGCUCGAGCCGAAGUUGUCCCUGAUCUUGCCAACGAUGCCGAUGUCUCCAUAUCCCCAAGCACAGGUCUCAUCAUUACGUCCAUGAUCCGGGUCCGCCAGAAAUCCAAACCAGGAACCACCAAGAGCAUGGUCCAAAUACGAGUCGAAAAAGCCUCAGUACGAUAUGAGCAGCUCAUUGUUCUCAUAGGAGGCGAAGGAGGCGGUGAUGAUACACUCACUGAGCUCUCGACAUCCGAUAUGGUCGCUAUCCAUGAGCUUCAGGGAUUCUCGAGCGGCCUCGACUGCAGCGUCCAGAUACAUUAUGUUGGUGGAGGAGACAAGACAUUGGCAACCUGGGUGGCUUCUUGCAUCAGCCGGUAUGGUCUGGCCGACCCAGCUGUGUUGACAGGCCUGCUUGACGCCGAGACGCUCUGGGAGCUCUUUCUGCGGAGGGCAGGCUUCAAUGUCUUCGCGGCCCAAGUUGUCGUGGGCCAGCUGAAGCUCCUGAGUCCCGGGGCAAACAGAGGAGAUCUGACUCAGUAUGGCUUAGGUGCCUUCGUGACGAUGACCAGGGCCGAGAGAAUGCACCGAUUUGGGCAAUUGGUCGGCACAAGAGUCUUGGAGCGCGUCAGCAGAGCCAUUGACGAGUCGUGGAACCUGUGGGGAGGGGGGGUGGCAAUGAGCGAUAGUGGAUGA